Messenger RNA from Centropristis striata (black sea bass), 3235 nucleotides. RefSeq names its product kazrin-A-like. Bases 1480 to 2466 code for a protein of 328 amino acids. NCBI's taxonomy places the organism in Eukaryota, Metazoa, Chordata, Actinopteri, Perciformes, Serranidae. The transcript is spliced from 7 exons. Gene Ontology annotation, molecular function: protein binding. The record is from RefSeq and is a predicted model, not a curated record.
ACUCUGGGGAUUAUUCAUAUCACUCAGGUCCAUUGGACAAAUUCAAGUUUGUGUCUUUUUUUUUGUUUUUUUUUUGUGGGAACUCUUUUGAAAAAGAGACGGUGGACUUUGCAUGCAGCGUUUUUGUCAGCAUGUGGAGACGAAUCAGGUAAACACACAGCGUUCAUCCUGGAUUUGUAGGUUCAGUAUGAAUCAGUGUUUCCCUGUUGUUGAGAUGGGCGGUUAAUGGGCAGGAGCAUGAUGUUUUAUGAAUAAUCCCUGUGUCUCUAAUACAUUAUCCUGAUGGUCUGAAGUCCUGUCAUAAUCAUCAGAUAGUUACUGAAGUAGAUGAAUAACUUCACUAAACACAACACUGUAGUUUCAGAACUCACCGGACUGCCAUACUUUUUCACUAGAAGGAAUAAACGGGUUGUAUAUCCCCAGAAUUGCAGCUUUAGAUGGACUCAGCUGUGCUUUUGAGAAUAAACCUGGUAAGAUGUUUUAAUAGACAGCGCAGUUCAUCCAAAGACACAGGACGUGUAGCUCAAGUGAAUUAUUCUGGCUCCAUCUAGUGACCACAUGAUGCAAUUUCAUUUUAGUGGACAAAAGAGUUAAAACCAGUUUUGAUCCAGCUGACUGUUAACAUUAAUGAAAGUAAUAAUAAUAAACACAAGAAAAAGCCAGAAAUAUAUAUUUGUGUUGUUAACAUAUAAAAGAAUGAACCUGGUCUCACAGGAAUCCGUGAAAUAGCCACGGAUUCGCUUAACUCAAAAUCCGUGAAAUAGUCACGGAAUCACUCAAAUUUCCGUGAAACUGACACAGAUUUCGCUACGAUGCAAGUUAAUGACAGUCAUAUCCCGUGGCUAUUGGUGUUCCAAGUCACGUGACUUUCAAGGUCCCGGCGGUCAGAACAAAAAACAUGGCGGACAGUUCUCUCAUUUUUAGUGAAAAAAAUCAAUAUUUUGACUAAUUUUCUGCAUAAAAAAUGGAUUUUGAUCACAUUUCUAGCGAGAAAUAUAUGUUUUAUUUUCUAAAUAUUCACUCAGUGAAUGUACAUAAUCACUUUGUAUGUUGGAAUAGCCACGGGAUAUGACUGUCAUUAACUUGCAUUGUAGCGAAAUCCGUGUCAGUUUCACGGAAAUUUGAGUGAUUCUGUGGCUAUUUCACGGAUUUUGAGUUAAGCAAAUCUAUGGCUAUUUCACGGAUUUCUGUGAGACCAGGUUGAAAAGAAUUCAGAUAUUUUACUUAGAAUUUGUAGUUUGGUAUGGUGACACAUUGAUGUAUUUUCUAUGCAAACCCUCCUAUGACUUUGCUGUUAUAACCUUUCUCCAGAUGAGUCACUUGUUCUGAUUUCCCUCUGACCCUGAACCCCUCCUGUAUGCCACACCAUAACUUCUCCUGACCAAUCCAGACUCUGACAGCCUCACACAGCAGAGCCUGUCUGACGGAGAGGAGCAGCUGGACCGCCUCCAGCAGGCGGAGCUCACUCGAAACACAUGCAUGUCACUGUGGAGGGCAGGUGCAGUCCAGGCCUGGCUGGAGGUUGUCAUGGGGAUGCCCAUGUACCUCCGAGCAUGCUCUGAAAAUGUCAAAAGUGGCAAGGUGCUGCUCGGCCUGACAGAUGAGGAUUUGGAGCUGGGUUUGGGUAUCAGUAACCCCAUUCAUCGCAGGAAACUGAGACUGGCCAUUGAGGAUUACAGGAGAGCUGAAGGGGACCAGGGACUGUCGAAAGCGUCUGAGAUGGACCAUCACUGGGUGGCGACAUCGUGGCUGAGUGACGUGGGGUUGCCUCAGUACUCUCAGAGCUUCCAGACUCAUCUGGUGGACGGGCGAGUGCUGAACUCUCUGAGCCGCAGAGACCUGGAGAGAUGCCUCAACAUCAGCGACCAGUUCCACCAGACCAGUCUCCUGCUGGCAAUCCAGCUGCUGCAGAUACUCAACUUUGAUAAAGAGGCCCUGCAGGCACAGCGGGCAAAAUGUGAGCACCAAGACCGGGACCCCAUUGUUUGGACGAGUCACAGAGUAAUGAAGUGGAUCAGAGACAUAGACCUCAAGGAGUUUGCAGACAGCCUUCAGGGUAAAGGGAUUCACGGAGGUGUGAUGGUUCUGGACCCGUCCUUUGACACAGACGCCAUGGCUAAAGCCCUCGGGAUCCCCAGCAACAAACACAUGCUGCAUCGGCACCUGUACGAAGAGAUGAAAUCCCUCGCUGGCCCCUCCAGCAAUGCAGAGAGCGGCAGUGAGGUUCUCGGUUCCUCUUCCCCUGUGGCUGUUAAUCGCUUAUCUGAGGAGAGGGUGUCAAUGAGAAGAUCGGCCGAUCGAAAGAGUCCUCUGAGGUUACGUGCAAACAGCCACUCGGCGGAUCGGGGCCUUGGUUUCCAUGGCAGCUGCGGCUCUCUGCCCAGAGAGGCCCGGGUGCAGGCGGUUCCCCGGGCCAAAGGCAGCCCAAUGCACACCUUCAAGAGUGUGGAAAUCACCAACGUGUGAAGCAGCCUCAGCCAUCCAUCACGUCGUUACUAUUGUUUACAGCAGGGGUCCCCAAACUACGGCCCGCGGGCCACUUCCGGCCCGCCAAAGCAAUUGGAGUGGCCCACUUAACUAUCCCAAACAAUCCCUCUAAACAUGGCCUGUUUUUUUUAAAUUGCAUUUAUUAUAUAUUUGUUUAUAAAAUAUCCACAUGUAAUGAUUAAGGUAGGCAUUCUAAUUAAAAUUGACCUUAGUUGUGAAUUAUUUACAGUAGUAGCUAAUUUUCACCCCCUCACACACAAUGGUAUAUUCUGAUCUACGUGAUGCCAAGACGUAAGCGUCAACGGAAGAGAGUCGGUCAACAAAAUGUGGAAACGGAAAAUAGAUUCUGAAUGCAGAAUCUAUUUUCACCUGUACCUGUUACAAAAUCAUUGUGUACUGGCAUCAGCUUGUGUUUUUAUUUUGUACAAAAUAAAAGGAAUGUCUGUGGUACUUCAAAUAAACAUGUGAAUACUUUUUAUUACUUUUUUGCAAACCAACAGGUGGUGCCAAGGCCAACAAAUGAUUGUUAUAUAUGGGUCAUUUCAGAAUUGCGGGUACAUUUCACGUCUCCCAGAAAAACCUUUUAUUAUUUCCCCCUAAAAAAGUAUUUACUGGAUCUGUUUUAAAUAAUAUUGCUAAUUAUAUUGAUAAUAAUAAUGUUUGGUGUGUAUUUUAGGCACAAUUUAUAUGUAAAAUAUUCAUUAAAUGAUUCCCACCCACCAAUUAUUGGCUGUCUUCAGCUUGUGAU